Molecule: messenger RNA, 3044 nt
Organism: Carassius auratus (goldfish)
Lineage: Eukaryota; Metazoa; Chordata; Actinopteri; Cypriniformes; Cyprinidae
Product: ubiquitin-conjugating enzyme E2 Z
Exons: 7
Coding region: 340-1464 (374 amino acids)
Biological process (GO): negative regulation of apoptotic process
Cellular component (GO): nucleus
Molecular function (GO): cysteine-type endopeptidase inhibitor activity
Source: RefSeq, a predicted model, not a curated record
CUUCUGAACCAAGAGGAAGUGCGGAGAAAUAAAACAACAUUAGGCCGAAGCAGGAGAAACUACGUUUGGGUGCGUUUAGACUCACUUGCUCAUUGAUGUGAACGUUAAGUGCUCCUCUGAGCUCAGCUACUUCAGAUACAACAUUAAAAUCAUCGGCGUUGAUUUCGACAUAGGUUGUUAUAAUUGAGGUCGGAAGAGGGGAAAAGGUAGAAUAUGUAACUUAGGAGUCAUUUCUCUCUUCCUGCUCUCCUCCACUUGCCCCCCGAGCGAGGAGAAACAGAAACUAACCCACAGACCGAUCGAUCUGAGAGCGGAUCCGACGGUUUGCUCCGAACGUCGAUGGCGGACAGCGCAGGGGAGGAGGCCGGCGGCUCCGGGGGCACGGCGCAGCUCCACGGGACGCAGGUAUCCUCGAGUUUGGGUAAUUCUGUCCCGGGGCACUCAUCGGCCUCUCCAGAGCCCGGCCUGGCCGUGGUAGCCCCCGUGAUCGCGCACACCAUCAGUCCGGCCGUGGAGAGCGGGCUCGGUGUGUUGACCCACGCGGUGCCCCUGAUGUCCGUUCCUCCGUCCGUGCAGCCCGGUCUCGGAUCCGGUGUCCCGGCCGGAGCGGGCCUCCUGUCCCAAAUACACGCCACCUCCUGGGAUCCCACCUUAAGCACCGACUGGGACAACGAGAAGGCGUCUCAGCAGUGCAUUCUUCGGAUAAAAAGAGACAUUAUGUCAAUAUAUAAAGAACCUCCUCCGGGUAUGUUUGUGGUUCCCGACCCUCAUGACAUGACCAAGAUUCACGCCCUCAUCACCGGCCCCUUCGACACACCCUACGAGGGAGGCUUCUUCCUCUUCCUGUUCCGCUGCCCCCCUGACUAUCCCAUCCACCCUCCACGUGUCAAACUGAUCACGACCGGCCACAACACGGUCCGUUUCAACCCCAACUUCUACCGCAACGGCAAAGUUUGCCUCAGCAUCCUUGGCACUUGGACUGGUCCAGCGUGGAGUCCUGCCCAGAGCAUCUCCUCUGUCCUCAUCUCCAUACAGUCCCUAAUGACAGAGAACCCUUACCAUAAUGAGCCAGGCUUUGAGCAGGAAAGGCAUCCAGGUGACAGCAAAAACUAUAACGAGUGUAUCCGCCACGAGACCAUGCGAGUCGCAGUGUGUGAUAUGCUAGAGGGCAAGGUGUCGUGUCCUGAGGCCUUGUGGAGCGUGAUGGAGAAAUCCUUCCUGGAGUACUAUGAUUUCUAUGAGGGGGUCUGCAAAGAACGUCUGCAUCUCCAAGGGCAGAACAUGCAGGAUCCUUUCGGUGAGAAGAGAGGUCGUUUUGACUACCAGGGUCUGUUGACCCGUCUCCGAGCCAUCCAGAGGCGAUUACGGGAAAAGUGCCCGCCCGAGGACAACAACGGCGACUCGGACUCGGACACCAGCUCUUCUGGCACCGAUCCGGACAGUCAGGGCAGCUCACAGCCUUAGCGUGCCCUCUAGGGGUGCGAAGCCAGCGAGGUUAGAUGGUUUCCCUUUACCUGCAGCUCCGGACUCCUCUCAAGUGAGCACAGAUGUAAGGAGAGCUGAAAACCUGGAGAUUCUACUGACGGAGGGCAGACAGAGUUUUGGUUAAUAGUUUUCCUCUCACUCCUUGUGUGCUGGCCAGUGAUUGCCUUUUGUUUUGCUGUUUUGCUUUGUUUUUCCCAAAUGGAGAAGAGGUUCAGUCAAUAGAGGAAUGAGGUGUGUAUAUGUAUGCGUGCGUAUGUACAUUUGUAAGUGAUAAAGAUGUAUACGCCGGUCAUCACAUCCUCCACCUUUGACUCCAUGUUUCUCUUUCCCUUCCUGCAUCCCGUGUAGCGCUUACUGAAAAAAAGAAAAGGCAUACCUAGUCAAAUAAUUAAAGAUUAUAAUAAAAACACUCUUAAAAACAAACCGGUUUACUUAUAAAUUCACACAUUUUGCACGUAGUUUUCGAAAGCAUUUUUAUUUCGCUCGUGAAAUCCUUUAAAAAUGAAUAAGAUCACACAUUUAGAUGCAAAUUCAGAAUUAAUUGAAUACCACACUUUAAGAGCAAGACAAACGGAUGCAACUUUAAAAAACAAAAUGUGUAUAUAUAAUUGUUCAUAGAGACGUUUUAUCAGCCGCCUGCCAAGCGUUCUAGGAACGGUUGGCUUUUGAGUGUCGUCGACUUGUUUGGUGAACUUCAGUCUGUCUCUAAUUGUGAAGCUGUUGAGUGUCAGGUGACACAUCUGCUCUGUUAUUGUUCUGGGAAUAUCCUCGAAUUUUCAGCAAGACGGAAACGUACCUUUACUCCCUUUUCUUUGUUAUUUCACUCAGACAGCGAUUCCAGUCCAGCCUCCACUCGUGGUGUCCCUCGACAAUGCUACAAAUGUUGUUCUCUUUACCGGGAUACUGUGGUCACUGGUGUCCUCAUAUGCAAUGGGACGAAGCUGCGUAAUGCCGUCUGAGAUGAUAGUGGGAUGAUAUUCAACUGUUACUUGACACAGAGGUUCAUGAGUAACUGUGCUCCUAAAUAUUUUGCAAAAAUCUAUUGCAAAUCCAUCCCUUUAAAUAGCAGGCAUAUAGUUUCAAAUAGCAGGCAUGCUAAACACAACCAAACCGGCAGCCUUUAGUAUUUUGUAUACAUGUACAAUUAUAAUGCAUUUUAUUCAUGAACAAGCAGAUUGCAUAUAGUCUUCACAAAACAACUGCUUUUACUUUCUCUGAUGGGCCCAAGUACAGUUCUGAGGUUUUUUGCAUGUGCUAGCAUUUUGGUGCAGUUGAUUUCUCUUAAAUGAGAGAGAAUAUAUUCUGGUCUAGAACAUCAUAUUUCCGUAAGACAACACUGUUAGGUGGCUUGAUUGUUUGUUUUAAAUGAACAAUUUGACUCUUAAUAAAGUCUCUGUUUCUCUUCUAGAAUGCCUUGCAACAGGAAACAGUUCCCUGACUAUAAGUUUGACUUUGUGAUGUACUAAUGUUAGUGAAAUGAGAAUGAAUUAUGUAAAUAAUUAAUGUAUGGAUCAGUUGCAACUGUAAGGAGAAAGUAUAUAUAAAUCUGGUUCUGAUUA